UAAAUAGGGCUUCAGCCAAACGCUUGAUGCACGAAACCACCUCAAAUUUUGGAGAUUCGAGCGGUCCAGCUGAUCACAUCGAGUUGGAUAAGCUAUCGAUCCCUUCAUCAAUAUCUUAGGGUAAAAGCGAACCGUCCGAGCUCAGCAAUUGGUUUUGAUGAAAUGAAGUUGAAGAUCAACAAAGCUUGCGAUCUCAGCGCCAUUUCAGUUCUCCCUCCUCAUUCAAGGAGAUCGAGCAUCGUUUCGAAUGGAGCGGGGACCUCGGCGGCUUUUGGCAGGAGCCAAAUGUCUCAGAUUCGCUCGCAGCCAUCUCAACAGUCGUUUUCGCAGGGAGUUUCAUCUCAGCAUGGAAUCUUCUCUCAGUUGUCGCAAAACUCUCUCGACGACGUUGUGACGAACGACCAGAGGCCUGGUUCUCAAGAAAGAGAGAAUUCAGUGAAGAAGGUUUCUUGCUUGCCCCCUGUCAACUACUCUCGUGAUGAGAGUCAAUUGGCAAUCUCAAGAUCCUCCACCAAUCUAAUGCGCAGAUGGAGCUCUAGUUCUCCUGCAGAUCACAGAUGUCAGACAAGCGAAGAACUUGAACGCAGAAUUGCAAUUGUGGAAACUUCAUUAAAUAGAUUGGGGAUGAUAUUGGAUUGUGUUCAGAGUGACAUCAUGCAAGUAAACAAGGGGACAAAGGAAGUAUUAUUGGAGAUGGAAGGCAUGCGGCAGAAGUUGGUGGCUAAUGAUAAUUUGCUGCAGCUAAUGAACAAGGGUCAAGAAGAUAUGAAAAACAACCUCGUUGGGGGCCUAAAAUCCAUUUCUGAUCAAGUCAGCCAGGACACAUAUCGCGAGGGGUUAAAGGAGUCCCUUUCAAUCGUAUCAGAUUUACCAGAGCAGAUUGAUCUAUGGUUGCAAAAAUUGAAAUCUGAACUCUGCACGACAGUAAUGCAAGAAUUGCAGGCAAUUCCUUGCAGCUUGAGAAUACCCAGCCAAAAGCUUCAAAGUCCCACUGUUUCCCCAGAAGAUAAUCAUCGUGCCGCUCCCUUAUGGAUGGCACCUGUCAAGAAUCCUGAAGUGCAUCCAGAGAUACCUGGCAAAGCAAUUCUGGUUCCAAAGAUAGAAGUGGGUAACUGGACAGCAGUUAAAAAGGGUCAAGCUACUUUCACGUACAGUGGCUUGACUAAUGAGCACAAACAACAGAAACUGUCUUCCAUUGAAAUGGGGAGAGAAUGUAGAGUUAUCAAUGAAUCUGAUGAGGAGAUUGAUGGAGGCUUUUCCUGUUUACUUGAAGAAAAGGAGACAGACAUAGGAAGCAGUUUCACAAUGGCAGAAGCAAAGGAAGCGACUGAAAGGAUUCUGAGGAAAGCAAGGAGGAGAAAGAGAAAAUACGUUAAUAAUAUUAUAAUUUUAGAGUGAAGGCUUAACUGGCAGUCAGAUUGGUUCUGGUGUAUUUUGGAGUUUAUGAAAUCCAAACUGCCAUUGGGACGCGAUCAAGAGACAAUGAAUUUGAAGGUCUGAAUCUCUAAUGACGAAGCAAAGCAAAUCAAGCUAAGCCGUGGCCGUAAUCAAGCAUCAGACAACAAUGACUAAGGUCCCCAUGCAAUUAAGUGAACACCAAACAAGAGGGUAGGAAAUGCAAGCCUUUUGAUUGUGGGGUAAGGUUUGGUUUAUGGUACUACUGUGUGUGCAUAAAUUGUUCGGCAGGGAAGGCCUUCCAAAUUCCAAUUGCCACCUGCAAGUGGGUGUUAAUUGCUUCUGAAAAAGGGGAAUAUGAUUUUUCAUUACAUAUUUUUCUCAAGUUAGUUCUAUACAAGCUGGAUCUUGAACACCGCCCUUCCACCCCCCAAAAAAAUAAAAAAUAUAUGUUUA
This is a messenger RNA of Diospyros lotus (date-plum), 1851 nucleotides long. Its product is annotated as putative recombination initiation defects 3. The record is from RefSeq and is a predicted model, not a curated record. Lineage: Eukaryota; Viridiplantae; Streptophyta; Magnoliopsida; Ericales; Ebenaceae. Gene Ontology annotation, biological process: meiotic DNA double-strand break formation; embryo sac development; chromosome organization involved in meiotic cell cycle. Gene Ontology annotation, cellular component: nucleus. The coding region runs from base 163 to 1398 and encodes 411 amino acids. The transcript is spliced from 13 exons.